CGGCAACAGAACAAGACACGACAGUUGCAUUGCUGCGGUUGUGGGUUGUGGGUGGUGGGUGGAAGACAGCGCUUUGUUUGUGUGCUCACUUCUCAGUUCAUUACUUCUCAGUGCCUCAUUUGCCGCUUGCUGUGGCUUGUGGUGGUGUCCCGUAGGUCGGAGCGUCGGUUGGUUGGUGAUACGACAUUUGGUUCGUUUCCUUUGGGUUGUGUUUGGGGUUGUGUUGUUGCACGAAGUUUGGUGGUUGGUGGUGGUGGUGGUGUUGAUUUGAGGCUCCUGAGGCGCAAAGAAAAGAUGGACGGAGGGCGCGAUGAUGGUAGCCAUGGCAGCAAUGGCAGCAGCAAUGGCAGCAGCAGUGGGGGUGAUUCACGCACGGAAACGCCGCCACCGCCUGCGCGCGCAUUGGUGGACUUUUUCGCGGUCGUGGGCAUCGACCCAAGCGCGGGCAUCGACCCUUUCACGCACGCCGCCAUGCCAGACCUGGACCAUGUGAGCCCGCUGCGCCGUCCAUACAGAGCGCAUCUACUCACCUGCGUUCCAGAUGCACGCGGGUCGCUCAAGCACUUUGAUCCACAGGAUAUCGUCCUGCUUUGUUUCCCGCAAGGGCUGCGGUUUCAGAAGCAAGAGGACAGCCGUCGCAUUACCUUCCACACCUUUGUCAUGACGCGCGAAAACGGAGACAGAAUUUAUGGGUCCAACCUCAUCUUCUAUGAAAAAGUCGAUGAUGACAACAUUCUCAUGGCGAUGAAAGUGUUGGAGGAAAUGCAUCGUGCCCAGCUGGAAUGCACCUACCACGCCACAGGGCGUGGUGGUGUGCCGCCGUCACGCCCGCGCGUCUCGUUUGACCCGGACCGCCACACUCUCUUCGCUCCAAAGGCAAUCUGCAUCCUGUCACAGUUCCCUGCGGUGGCGUGCUUUGAGCAGUAUCUUCGCCAGCUCUAUCUCUUCUCGCAACUCAGAUCCACAACACAGGAGGAGCUGGGCGCGUGCGUGGAGAACCUGUUGUUCCGCGUACCGCUGCCUCCACCCGGCAAAACCCUCCAGUUCCAGUGCUUGCGCCCCAUUGUGUGCCACCGCCCCCCACCGGACGCGUUGCCCGCGUUUGAGUACUCCAUGCGUCGCCUGUUUUCGCUGCUGUCCCCUGAAAACGUCAUACGCCUCGUCACGUGUCUUCUCCUGGAGCAACAGACCGUCAUUCGCUCGCAGGACUACGAGUUGCUGGUGCUGGUGGCCGAGUGCGCGACUGCGCUCAUGUACCCGUUCCUGUGGCAGCACGUGUAUGUACCCAUCCUCCCCGCCAACGCGCUGCACUUUGUCGAGGCGCCCGUCCCGUUUGUCAUGGGCCUGCACGCCAGCAUCGACGUGCCCGCAGCAGACGAGGUGACACCCCUGCACGGUCUGCUCUCUGGCGCGGCGCUGCCCAAGUUCCCCAACAACCCCGGCACGCUGGACGACUACGCGUUUACGGCGGCUGUACGCCACACGUUUCUUGCCGCGUGGGCGGACGUGCUGUCCGGUUAUGACACAUACAUUGUCCUUCCGCAGGACGCAGACGCCUGGCUCGAAUGCGGCACGGUUGAUGACAGCGUCUUUGACAAGCUGUCCUUUCUGUCGGACCAGCCGUCCAGCAACAGUCCUUUUCUCACGCGCUUCCUCGAGACGCAAAUCUUCGCCUCGUUCCUCGACAAGAAGAUUACGUCGCUGUUGAAGGCGAAUGAGGCUCACUCGUGCUUCGAUCAUGUCCUCGCUGCCCGCGCACGCGCACGCGCAACCAACGACUCCCAGGACGACAACCGUGACGACGACGACGACGACGACGACGGCAAUGAUGGUGGUGGUGGUGGUGCGAGAACGAAGGGUGCCGGCGACGUAGGUGGAAGCGGCGGUGGUGUUGGUGUCGGUCUGGCCAACACGGAUCCAACAUCCUUUCUGCACUUUCUGGACCGGCGGCACUUUGGCGACGACGACAUCAUGCAGAUGCUCCACAGCCCUCUCGCACACAUGCGUGCGUCGGAUGUGCAUGUGGACUUUACGGCAGUUGCGCCAGAAAUCAACGCAGCUGCCAGCAGUGACAAUGACGAUGGCAGCGGUCGCAGUGGUGGGGAUGAUGAUGCGAAGGCAAAAGAUGAUGACAGGACGACGAAGGGGAAGGAUGGGAAUGAGAAGCAACAGGAAGAUGAGGGCGAAAGCAGUGCGAAACGUGACGCGAGUGCUGACAAGGGUGGCCGUGUUACUCACACUGACGCUGAUGGUAGCGGUGGUGACGAUGCCCGCUGUGAUGGCGGCAAGAAGACUCAAGACGGUGGCAAGACUGCUCGUGGUGGAGGCGGGCGACAGCUGCCUUCACCACCAAAGCUUCAGCAACAGAAGAAGAAGGAGAAGAAACAGAAAGCAUUCGCGUCAAAGUCAUACCCGGAUAAGAAGGCAAAGCCCUCGGAACCACUGAACCUCAACGCGGUGGUGUGCGGCCGCUUCCACUUCCCCGUUCCGUCGCUGUCGCCAUCACAGCUGGAGCAGGAGCCGAUGCAGUGGCCGUCACACCACGACGAGGGCGGCGAUGAUGGUGAUGGUGAUGACGAACAGCAGCUGUCAAAAUCAGCGCGUGCCCGCCGCCGCGCCAACCGCCGGCUCAAAGCGCUCCAGCACGCGAGCGGCAGCGACCACGACGUCAUACAGCGGCACCAGGGUGUGAUUCGGGACGUGCGGCUGGAGGAAUCGCAGCCCACGGAUUCGCAGGAAAGAUUUGCCGGCGCACUCGUCAUGGAGUGCUCGCAAAAGGUGAAGAGGAUGGUGAAGGCGAGCAUAUCCUUGCAGGGACCGCAUGUGCAGCACGUGCAACAGCGCGAGAACACGAUGGUGGCCGGUCUGUGCGAUUUGCUGGAGCGCGCGUUCAGACACGGACUCCACAGACAGUACAAGGCGCCGCUGUGGCAGUUUCUCCUCAAUUGCCUGAAGACCGGCGCUCUUCCCCGCACUGUGCAGGUGUCGAUCAGGGAUGUGGCGGCGAUGGCGUUUCUUCGCUCAGAUGUUGGUCGCGGACGCGCGUGGGUUCGUCUCAUCCUCGAACAGCGCAGACUCAGCCAGUGCCUGGAGGCAUGCUUCGGGUGCACGGCGGUUGUCGUCGACAUGUACAAACCAUAUGCGUUUCUGCAGCAAGCGGAACACCGGCUACAGCUCGUGUCGCACCUCCUGUCGCUGACAACACUUGACCUGGCCUGCUUCUCGUCAAACUACCCACCAGCCACCAUCGCAUACACCAUCACCAUCAACACCGCAAAGGGUUUCCGGACCGGCACAACAGCCCACGUCUGGUGCAAGCUUGUGGGCGACAUCACACACACGGAGGACCUGUCCUUGGGCAAGUCGAGCACGUUUGGGUCUGGCGGCGUCCAUGAACUUCAGAUUCGACACAGGAAUGUCGGCGCCCUCCAGUCCGUCGUUCUCUCCCACGACAACACGGGCCUCUCGCCCACCUGGGUCGUCGACAGUGUGACCGUGUUUAAUGGGACGACUCGCAUGACAACAACACUGACGUCAGACGGGAGAAAAUUUGAGAAAGACCGUGACACUGGGCGAAACACUGUGACCCUCGCCCCAACCUCCGCAGGCAACAUGACGCAAUCGCGACAGACGUCGACGCCGCCCCCAACAGCGGCCGACGAACCGCUGCCGGAGAGCGAACGCAGAAGAGUGCAGGCGCUGUGCGAGGAGUUUGCCACGGCAAUCAACAGGAUGGUGAAAUACUUUUAUCAGGUCGAACCAUCACAGCAAGACGACACAACCAAGCUCCAGCUGCUGCUUGGCCGGCGUCGCGUGAUUGCCACGAGACGAAACCCACCGACAAGUGCACACGCGCGCGCGCUCUCGUCACCCUCAUCGCCACGGUCACCGGCACCACCAGCCGCAUCUUCCACCGACGCCACUGCGGCCACAGCUGCUGCCACUGCCACAUCACCAACGUCGCCGUCACCAGCGACGGGUGAAGGUGUGGACGUGGAAUCGAUUCUCGCAUUUGGAGACAGUGAUGAGGACGUGACGCAGCGGAGCGUGUGUGAGUGUCUGGAGAAAGUCCUUUUGCACGGGUUUAAACGCAUUUCGCUUUUCAAAACGCCCCGCUCUGCAUGGGACAUUGUCGAGCGCUGCCGCAAACAGCUGGACUAUGGAGAACUCUCUUCAGAUGCGCGCGCGCUGUUCUGUCGUGCGUUUGACGUCGCCGCGGCCCAGCCGCUGCCCAAAGGCGCCAAGUUUGAGUGGUUCAUCUGCUUUGGAGCGCAGCACCACGUCCUCCACGUCUGGAUCAACCUGCUGCACGAGUUUGCGUGUGGCGGCGGCAGCGGGGCGUUCACGGCGCAUUCACUGCUGCGCCAUGCGCCCAGCGUCGCCACUGUCGCAGAUAUGCUGCGAUACCUCGUCGACGUGAACCUCAACAUCAUCGAAUCACUCGUGUACAUUGACGGCGCGGGAGACAACGACGCUGGGCAGUGGAUUGUCAAGCCAGCACAACAACAACAACAACAACAACAACAACAACAACAACAACAACAACAACAACAACAACAACAACAACAACAACAACAACAACAACAACAACAAUUGCAGCAGCAGCAGCAGCAGCCAGCAAAGUAG
This is a messenger RNA of Salpingoeca rosetta, 4626 nucleotides long. RefSeq lists its product as uncharacterized. The coding region runs from base 295 to 4626 and encodes 1443 amino acids. The transcript has 33 exons. The record is from RefSeq and is a predicted model, not a curated record. Gene Ontology annotation, molecular function: guanyl-nucleotide exchange factor activity; small GTPase binding. NCBI's taxonomy places the organism in Eukaryota, Choanoflagellata, Craspedida, Salpingoecidae.